This is a messenger RNA of Trypanosoma brucei brucei TREU927, 1623 nucleotides long. RefSeq lists its product as hypothetical. The transcript has a single exon. Bases 1 to 1623 code for a protein of 540 amino acids. NCBI's taxonomy places the organism in Eukaryota, Euglenozoa, Kinetoplastea, Trypanosomatida, Trypanosomatidae. The record is from RefSeq and is a predicted model, not a curated record.
AUGUAUACAACAACAGACCUCAUACAGACGCGGGUCGCUCCAGCACACUUGUUUGUUAUUGUCUACUUUCUACAGUGGUUGUUUGUGGCGAGUACCGCAUCUGGCGAGAGUGUUCAUGCGAUCUUCAAAAUAUCGAAAUCUGGAGAUGCACCCUUCUUCAAACAAGCUGAGAGGCACUGCGAGCGCGCUAAAAUGCGUCUUGCGACGCCGACGACGGCAAAGGGGGCGACUGCUGUGAAGAAGUUGCUGAAACGCUGCGGUCCAUCUGAUGUACCCGUACUUGGCGGUGGCCUAAGCGUGCGAUGCAGCAGUAACUCUUUUUUCUUCUUGUGGUCACCGAAACUGGAUGAACCCAAGUACCCUGUUGAGGACACAGCACCAUACUGCGGGGAACGCGAUCCGCGAGGGUGGGGGACCAAGUGUGUGACAAGGAACAGGAGUGCGGGGAGGUUAUUUUACCAAUUUCAUACAUCUGAGGGCGAGAAAGGGAACUGUACCGGACCUGUGACAAUGGACUAUGACCCGGCGAUUCUCUAUGAAUUGGAGGUCCCUAGUGCUGGUGAGGAGGGUCUCCUCGCAUGGGUUGUCUCGCGUGGUGGCAAGAACGGAAGCACUGCUGCGCUUAGGAGCCUUCGAUCAGACUUGGAGGACACAUCCCGCGCAUACAUUGGAGAUUCGAGCAAAAUGAUCGAGUACGUCCUGUGUGAGGGUGGAAGGUCCUCCGUCGUGUCUUCCACAUCAUGCUAUUCCGUUCCUUUUAUCCUAUCAGUUGCAAGUAGCGAUGACAAGUCGCAUUUUGAUCAUCGGCACAACGUCACUAUUGGUAUAUUGGUUUUAAUUGUUUUAAUUUUAAUUAUUGUAGCCGCUUUCUUAAUUUUGUGGCUCCUUUCACGGAACCGUCCGGCAGGUGAUGUUGAGGAAAACCGGCGCAACGGAUCAGAUGUACAGAGAACUGUCGUUGAGUCGGUUGGUGAUUUAGGUGGAACUGUUAGAUCCGAAAGCUACUCGGGGCGAGGUAGCAAGUCGGGUGACAAUCUUUGUCGUCCGGAAAAUGUAAACGGUAAUUGUCCCCAGGUGAAUAAUGGAUUCUGUGUUAACGGAUCCCCCCAACAAGAAAAUUUGCAAAUGAAUGCCCCUGGACAACAACCAAAUUUUAACUACCACAGCACAACACCCGAAAUACAAACAUACAGUGGCGAAAUGGAACUACGGACUAACUUUGGUGGUCCUAUCUUGUACCGCCAAGGAAGCUUCAGACAAAAUAUAACCUCCGACGUCAAUCCAACACCGCUAAGCGCCACACAGCGUCCUGGGAGCUUCCGUGGCUCAAGCCCCAACCAUCAGGGUUGUUUCAACCGUAGUGAUGUAUUUCGUGAGCCUAGUCUCUAUGGUGAAUCUCCUCCUCACGGUGAUCCACGCUUGGGUUUAAACCAUCCUCGGGACAUUGGCUACGACAGGGGAAAUGCCCCGGAGCAGGUGAGCCUUUCUUCGGUCGGUAUGGCCCAACAGGGCAACUUUGCAAACGUUGGUGCACGUGGCGGGAACUUCCGAGGAAUAAACCGCAACCAACAAGGAAGUUUCCGCAACUCGAACCCGCCGUCUGGUGGUUUGUUUAACACGUAG